CAGUGCGCGUUCCCGACACAGGGGGAACAGAUUUUCCCAGAGCUGGGGAAGCUAUGGUAGAAGAGUUGUGAUAUUAAAAUGAAAGAAGGUGGGGCUUCUUCGCAUCCUUCCGACGCAGGUUCCCUCAGAAGAUGAAGCAGCUGCUGGAUGGUUGUCAGAUCGCUGCGGGAUGGUCCGCUCACUCUGACCCAGCUUCCCUCAGACGCUGAAGAUGUCGUAUUCUCUGGGAGUCCACCUGCAGGUUGUGCUGGCUGUGGGUCUGGCUGUGCUCUGCUACUGUCUGGUUCUUGGCUGCAUCCUUUGCUGUCGCAAACAGAAAAGCCUUUCCUCUGAAGACAAAGAAGCAGCUGUUCUGUCCCCUCAUCCCGCUGAGAGUGUGACUGUGACAUUAAGUCACUCUCCAUGUACUCAGCCUGUCAAACAGCAGUACGAAGAGCUGGAUGGUGAUGUGUUGGAGUGCCCUUCUUCUAAAAGUAGAUCUUCUCCAUCUGAAGAUGACGUCAGCACUCUCCCAUUCGACAACAGCCCUUCUAGAGCCGCUGAGCUGGCCCAGUCUCCCAGAGCUACUUUCCCAAUGCGGCGCCUUAGUACUUCUGCUCUGCCCUGCUCUCCCAGUAAAGCUGCUAGUCACGGCAGGGCUUCCCUGCCCUCCCUCACCAAGCUCAGCUUUGUGUCCAAAUCCCGCCGGGUGAUAGGCAGACGCAGAACUGUCAGUGGAGAAAGUUAUGCUCUCAGUGAGAGCAGUCGGCUUACAGCAGGUGCUCCCAGCAUUAACAGCCAGCAGGGGGAGCCAUGUCACCCUCAGUACGGCUCCAACUCCAUCUCUGCCUCACCCAAACCAGCUCCUCUUCUGCACUUUUCUCUGCUCUUUAGCUCCAGCUCUGGCACCUUGGUGGUCAACAUCCUGGGGCUUUCUGGGGACACUAGAAGGCGUAGUGGGGUAUUUGUUCGCGCCAGCCUCCCUCCACUUCACCCCUCGCUCCAGCAGACAGCCCCACGCCGGCGCAGCCUCUGCCCAGACCUGGUCAACCAGAGCUUUGUGCUGCAGGUGGGCUCUGUGGAGGAGCUCUGCACCUGCACCCUGAGGCUGGCGCUCUACAGCAGGGACUUCUCUGGGCUGAGAGAGGCCGCUCUGGGGGAAGUGGAGUUACCCUGUGAGGAGAUUGAGUGGGAGCCUGACUCCAAGACUACCUACACCAAGCAGCUAAUCCCAAGCAAAAUCAAGCUGAAAAAGAGUUUCAGUUCUCAGGAGACUCUGGGAUGCAGGAAAAGCUCAAUCUGCGUGCCUCGGACUUUGGGCCAACUGUUCAUCUUGCUGCAGUACCAGACCCUGGCUCAGCGAAUCAAAGUGAUGGUUCGAAAGGCUGAUAAUUUGGUCAAGUUGACACGAAUCCCAGGAACUCCAGAUCACUAUGUUGUCAUAAACUUACAUCAGGAUGGUAAAAUAAUCGACUCAAAGGAGACCAAAGCAGCCAGUGGACCAAACCCCAUCUGGAACGCUCCCUUCCUGUUUGACCUUCCACCUGGUGACAUCACCCAGCUGCCACUGACUCUCGAAUUCAUCGUGAUGCAGGGCCGUCUCUACACUAAGAACAGUAUUCUGGGACGCGUACUGAUUGGCGGCGAUACUUCAGAUGUAGGACAGGAGCACUGGAGGGAAAUCUGCGGUCCAGGACAAACAGAAACCACCCGCUGGCACGCCAUCCAGUCAGAUGCAGUGUAGGACUAACUAUAUGUAAAAAGUGUAGGUGGAGCAGAAUCACAUUUAUCUGUGGGACUAUAGAAGGUGAAACACUGAUCACACUGGGGUGGGAGGAAUGAUGCGUUUUUCUAAUAUACCAGUCAUCUCACUCCAUCACAUUAGUGAUUAUUACUUCACUGUGAUUCCUUAAUACUGUAGCAUUCUAACAACUUGGAUGUACUGUGAAACUUAUACUAAUGUUGUAGAAUUGUUUAUUUUGUGCCAAGAAACGACAGAUAUCAAAGCUUGCUGGACAAAAGGCUAACAUGCAUGUGUGUAAUUUACAUCUUUGACAGUUUGUGACUAUUUUCUGGCAUCUGUACCUGUACCAAUAUCCCUCUUUCACACUCUUAUAUCUAUCAUCCUGUACAGAGCUGUUAAAAUUUAAUUGUUAUGGUUGGGAUGCCUGCUAAUUCUUCAUCAUUUUGUUAUUUACCUGGGGACACAUUUUGAUUAUUUUUUUUUUUUUAAUGGGAUUGCAAAGAAACCUCGUAUUGUUGGAGUCCAAAAAGGUUUUGAUAAUGGGAAUAAUUAAAGAUACAUAAUUACAAAGCACAUGAAGAUCUCUACUCUAAAAGUAUCUACAGGUUAAAUAUUUUACGUUGAAGAAAGGCUCACUGAAAACCAAAAUGUCUGACAUUGAUUGGAUUUGUUUCUUAAAUAUGAAUAGCAAAAUAAUUUACAGCAAACUUAAAAUAGUAACAUAAAAACAGAAAACAAAAGUUGGUCCCAGAUUACUUAUUGCAGAGAUUUUUUUUUAAAUAAUAAGGAAGGACAGAUUUUUAUAUGUCAGUACUGCAGUGGGCCAACAGGUGUCAGCAGAACCACCUCUCUAUCCAUUUGGAGAGUCAUUAGAAUAGAGAUGAUCCUCGGUUCUUUUUAAUGAAAUACUUUAUCUCAAAGUUUGUGACCAAAUGACAACGUUUGAAAGACUCAGGGGAUAAUUUGGAUUUACACUAUGUAACAUAUUAGAUGAUUGCUAAAGGGGUAAAUUUGAAAGAAAUGGACAUUUUCUGUAAAUAUACUUUCUGCAUGU
Molecule: messenger RNA, 2777 nt
Organism: Poecilia latipinna (sailfin molly)
Lineage: Eukaryota; Metazoa; Chordata; Actinopteri; Cyprinodontiformes; Poeciliidae
Product: synaptotagmin-4
Exons: 5
Coding region: 212-1723 (503 amino acids)
Biological process (GO): vesicle fusion; calcium ion-regulated exocytosis of neurotransmitter
Cellular component (GO): exocytic vesicle; axon; plasma membrane
Molecular function (GO): calcium-dependent phospholipid binding; phosphatidylserine binding; clathrin binding
Source: RefSeq, a predicted model, not a curated record